This is a messenger RNA of Puccinia graminis f. sp. tritici CRL 75-36-700-3, 784 nucleotides long. RefSeq lists its product as uncharacterized. Lineage: Eukaryota; Fungi; Basidiomycota; Pucciniomycetes; Pucciniales; Pucciniaceae. The coding region runs from base 413 to 784 and encodes 123 amino acids. The record is from RefSeq and is a predicted model, not a curated record. The transcript has a single exon.
CAAAGGCAAUGAAUUGAUCAGACAAAGGACUGCACAUAGAUGGAAUCGUUGAAUGGUGAAAAUCCUACUGAUGGAGUCACAACCAUUUGCACGAGAUCGCUCAGUAAUAUGAACUAACGAUCGUUGAGGGGUUUAUACAUGUUUGAACUGAUGUUAGCAUCUAAUUGUAGCACGACUGUCCCCUUAUUCUCGGAUUGCCAUUGACGCCUUUGUCCAGCUGAGCCGAGUUGCUACUGCCAGUCGCAGGUCUCAGCAAUUGGCCAGGAUAUAAAGAGCCGUCCCUCUUGCUGCUCGCACCCCAAUCACUCCUUCCACAACACUAUCCCAAUCCAGACCGUUUCCCUCUUCCCUCCAUCCUCCUCAUCCCCACUUCCUAUCUAUCCCUUCCCACACCCUAUCACAGACUCUAAUCAUGGCUUCAGGACGCUCAACUCAUAAGCAUAGUCCACGAGUCUCAUCUCCUCUUGCCAUCCUCACCCGUCCCCGCCGACGCACUCGUCGCGCCAUGAUGGCAGCCCCCAAAUCCAGCCCCAAGUCCUUCCUUCUUGCCGCUGUGGCCUCUCCUAAACUCACUGCCACCGCUGCCCACUCUUACCGCCUCACUCUCUCGGGACUUGUGUUCCUCAAGGACUCCCCAGCCCCCCCUCUUGACCCUCACCACCGGGCUGUCUGGAUGACCAUCCAUCACCGCGCAGCUCCCGGUGCCGCCCCAGUCUCUGCCUCUCUCAAGCGCCGCCGGGCUGAUGAUGAUGACCAGGGACCACCGAAGAAGCGCCGCAAGUGA